UGACGUUAUGCAGGUAAAAUCGGGGGAGAGGUAAGAUAAAUUCAUGGUCAGGUAUAAAUAAGAAGCCAUUGGUGUGAGGUCUUUGUCGUCAUUUGACGUUCCGCCUUACUGAGCUACACAACGUCUCUCAUCUGCGUCUCGAUGAAUUGGAAGGAAAGAAUUUGUGUGGUGUUGGGGAUUGUUCUGUGGUCCAGUUAUGCCGUGACUAGUAUUGUCGUUCCGUCGCAGCCUCCCCAGUCGAUGCCUUCUCAGCCGAUGCCUCAGUCGAUGCCUCCUCCGUCUUCGCCUCAGAGACGUCCAACGCCUAUGCCACGACAAUGUCCACCUUUAAUCAACUUCCCAACUCAGUGCCGUAUCAUGUCUCAAUGCUCCGUCUGGUGGGUUGAGUUAAUGAAAUCACCUCAGUCUAUUUGCACAAACCAAGCCGAAUCGCCCAAUUGGAGAGCUUGCUGCCCUGCUAUUGUUGGUGGAAGAAACAGGAUCGGCGCCAUGUCGGAGCAAUCGUUGGAUUCGGAGAUUUUGACUGUUCCCAAAGUCGAACUUGAUAGAGUGGUCAACUACGGCAUGUCAGAGAUCGGUCGUAUUUCCACCAUCGAGUCACGACUUAUGGAUCACAAGGCUUUCUUGAUGCCUGGCUCGACGGCUUUUGCCUACUUUGUUAACAUGAAGCCCAGCGACGAGGCCGCUCCGAUUGGUGAACACGGUUUGAUGGUUACCAAAUCAACACAGAAGCUCAAAGAAGUAAUGAGGUUGUCGAAUGAGGCCGCUGGAAUCGCAACUCAAAAGCUUUCCGUCAAAGAAACUGCUUUGGGUCCUACCUGUAUUCAAGAUCCCGUCUGUCGUCCGUCCAAGUAUCGAACUAUCGAUGGCUCUUGCAACAACUUACAGUCCCCAUUGAUGGGUCGUUCAAACACUCAACUUGGCCGUUAUCUAGCUCCAAAAUACGACGAUGGUAUUUGGGAGGCACGUGAUAUUGGCAUGCCAAAUUCUCGACACGUUCGAACGAUCUUGGCUGCCGAUCACGAUAACUUCCAGAAGGAAACGACCCUUAUGCUGAUGCAGUUUGGUCAAUUUAUCGAUCACGAUAUCACACACGUACCCGUGUUUCAAUUUCCGAAUGGAAGCGGUAUUUCGUGUUGCACUCUAGAUGGCAAGCACCAAUCGAAAGACUUCCGCCAUCCGCAUUGCUUUACUUUGGAUAUUUUGCCGGAUGAUGAGUUCUAUCGUCCUUUCCGUGUCGAAUGCGUUAACUUUGUCCGGUCUAUGGUAGCGCCGCGGUCCGAUUGCACCUUUGGCUACGCAGAGCAAUUGAAUCAGGUCACGCAUUGGCACGAUGCAUCGGCUAUCUACGGAUCGACUCAAUUUCAAUCUGAUCUCCUCCGUGAGAGAAAGGGUGGGCGUAUGAAGACAUUUUCCUAUCAGAAUCGUCAACUGCUUCCACUUAACUGGAACGAUAAGGAUUGCAUUGGUUACAGUAAAGGAUUGCGUUGCUUUCUUUCUGGUGAUUCACGAGUUAAUCAGCUGAUCGGAUUGACUGUUAUGCAAACCGUUUGGCACAGAGAACAUAAUCGAGUGGCUGGAGAGUUGGCUCGUGUCAAUCCAAAAUGGGACGAUGAAAAACUCUUCCAAGAGGCACGCAGAAUUGUGGGUGCUGAAAUCCAACACAUCACUUACAACGAAUAUCUUCCUGUCCUACUUGGUCGAAGAAUUAUGGAGGCAUACGGCUUACUUCCAAGGACUACUGGCUUCUUUAAUGGGUACAAUGAUACAGUCAACGGCAACAUCUUUAACGAAUUCUCCACUGCUGCCUAUCGCUAUGGCCAUUCCAUGGUUAACCAUUGGUUUGAGUUGGUUGACGAAAACGGUGCCACAUACGACAGACUGCACCUAAGAGAUUGGUUCAAUAACCCACAUCCUCUGUUGAAGGCGGACGUUCUUGACGGCGUAAUGCGCGGUUUGACUUUCUCCAAUCCUGAAGCUUCUGACGAUCACUUCGUGUCCGAUCUUACCAACAUGUUGUUCAAGACACCUGAAUCUAAACACGGUGGUGAUCUUAUUGCAUUUAACGUUUGGCGCGGUCGUGACCAUGGACUUCCUGGCUACAAUGCUUAUCGGGAGCUGUUUGGUCUGAGAAAGGCUAGAAAUUUCGGCGAGAUGAAUGAUGUUUUAACUCCAGAUGUUAUUGAUAAGAUGGCGUCCUUAUACAAAAGUCCCGAUGAAAUUGAUCUCUACCUGGCUGGAAUGGCCGAGAAAGUGGAUCCUUCGAGUGGAAUUCUUGGGCCAACUUUCUUGCACAUAGUAGCUGAUCAAUUUGCAAGAUUGAAAGAGGGCGAUCGAUUUUUCUACGAAACCGGAGGUCAAAGUGGCUCUUUUACUCCAGAUCAACUUAAUGAAAUCCGCAAAACAUCCCUGGCCGGGGUUUUCUGUUUUAAUUCGGACGGAAUCAAAAAUAUUCAACCGCUAACCUUCCGACCGAUCUCCGAAAUUAAUCCGAGACUUCCGUGCUCUGCUAUCCCGACCAUGUCCUUCGCACCCUGGAGAGAACCUUGAUUGUUGGUUUGGGCUCUGAAUAUACUGUUUAUUAUUUGUUACAUUGUUAUCACCACACCCGUUUCAAUACAAAAUAUUGAGCUGCGGAA
Messenger RNA from Daphnia pulex (common water flea), 2639 nucleotides. RefSeq names its product chorion peroxidase-like. Gene Ontology annotation, molecular function: heme binding; peroxidase activity. Lineage: Eukaryota; Metazoa; Arthropoda; Branchiopoda; Diplostraca; Daphniidae. The transcript has 14 exons. Gene Ontology annotation, biological process: response to oxidative stress. Bases 142 to 2550 code for a protein of 802 amino acids. The record is from RefSeq and is a predicted model, not a curated record.